This is a messenger RNA of Polyodon spathula (Mississippi paddlefish), 4480 nucleotides long. Its product is annotated as probable G-protein coupled receptor 158. The record is from RefSeq and is a predicted model, not a curated record. Gene Ontology annotation, biological process: G protein-coupled receptor signaling pathway. Lineage: Eukaryota; Metazoa; Chordata; Actinopteri; Acipenseriformes; Polyodontidae. The coding region runs from base 375 to 4187 and encodes 1270 amino acids. The transcript has 11 exons. Gene Ontology annotation, molecular function: G protein-coupled receptor activity. Gene Ontology annotation, cellular component: membrane.
UCGAAAAAAGGAUUUAUUGGGUUUGUUCUGAAAAGAAGAAUACUGUGGAACCAGUAGGCAAUAUGAGGAGACAACAUCCCAGACUUAGCAGAUUUCUCAGAUUAAAAUCCUGCAGCUGCUUGCUUCUGCAUCUGUUUUUUCCAUGACAGACGUUGGCUGUCUCUGGGCUGCAUCCCAGCAACUUUUAGAAAACAGCUGAUCAACCUGCAUCAACAAGACUCCCAACAACCAAAACAAAGCACUGGGAACUGCUGCUACAUCACUGUCGGAAAUGUGGAGGCAGUGAAGUUGCGAAAGGGAAACGAUUACAGACUUUUGCUGCAACAGGUGGUUAGCAGGAGCAGGAGCAGGGGGAGGAAGACAAAUCUGCAGGGAUGGAUGUCCUGUUGUUGCAUCUCCUCCUGUCUGCUCACACAGUCAUUGCCUCUGGUCUGGGAACUUUUAUGUACCAGAAGGCAGCAGGAUCUACCUCCGAACCCAGGACUCCAGAGGAGAACAGGACACGGCUGGAACCUUCUUCCCCAGCUGGCUCCACACCCCCCCGAGCUGUGACCCCGAGUUCCGCCCCUGGUUACGGAACCACAGCACAGGCAGACCCAGAGAGUCCAGAUGGGGGUCUGGAUGGCUUGGAAGCUGCCGAAGCCUUUUUGUACAGUGGGGACAGUUCCAGGCUGUCCAGGGCUAACUGCUCACGGAGGUACCAGCUGAAAGGGCUGUCUGGUUCCUCCAGUGGUGCCCUCCGCCCCUACCUCCACAGCGCCCUGGAUACCCUGACCCAUGCCGCCAACUUCCUCAACAUGAUCUUCCAGACCAACGAUAUCCGCGAGUCCAGCGUCAAGGAGGACAUGGAGUGGUACCAUGCCCUGGUGCGGAGCAUCGUGGCAGGGGACCCCAAGAUCUACCGUGCCCUGCUCACUUUCGAUGCCCAGCCGGCUUCCGUCAGGCCCCAGCUGGUUCUGCAGGCAACCCGGGAGCAGGGCCUGGGCGAGAUCAUCCUGCGGGACCUGUCCUCAGCCUGGGAGGUCCUGCGCAUGGGUAGCAACGCCAGUGACUGGUAUGGGGGGCUCAAGUUUUGGGAAGACCCCCUGCCGGCAUCCUUCCUCCACAAGAGGGUGCUCAGCAACGACCUGCACACCCUCAACACCCUCAAGUGGAGCCCGGGGGACAGCUCCGUGAUGGACCGGGGCCACGUGCGCUGGUCUGGGGCCCCCUUCCUCGAGUGCCAAGCUGGGAGGUUUGUACCCGGCUGGAUGGUCACUCUGUCCACCUCCUUCUACGGACUCAAGCCAGAUCUGAGUCCGGAGUUCAGGGGAGUGAUCCGGAUCGACGUGAACCUGCAGGGGUUUGACAUCGACCAGUGCAGCCCGGGAGAAGCCUGGUUCUCAGACACACACCAAUGCAACCACACCAGUACCCAGUGCAGGCCUCUGAGAGGCCAGGGGUUCAGGCUGAGUCAGUACCGCUGUGUGUGCCUGUCUGGGUUCUACAGCUCUGCCGCCAGCCCCACACAGAACUCACGCAGAGAGGAGGACGGCCCGCUGAACGUCAGUCGCCCCGGAGUGGAGGAUGCUGGGACAGUGCUGGAGUGCCUGCCCUGCCCCUCAGGCUGUCCGCUGUGCCUCGACGGCACCCCCUGCAGCGUGCAGGAGGACUGGUAUCUGCGGACCGCAGUGCUGACAGUGCAAGCCUUCUGCAUGCUCCUCGUGUUUCUCAGCAUGCUGGUGGCUUACCACUUCCGCCAGACCAAGGGAAUCCGGGCGUCAGGUGUGCUGUUAUUGGAAACGAUUCUGUUCGGAUCGCUGCUCCUAUACUUCCCAGUCUUCAUCUUGUACUUCAAGCCCAGCAUAUUUCGCUGCAUUUUGAUGCGCUGGGUCAGGCUCCUGGGGUUUGCUAUCGUCUACGGGACGGUCACUCUCAAAAUGUACAGAGUGCUGAAGGUGUUCCUGUCUCGCACUGCCCAGCGCGAUCCCUACAUGACCAGCUGGCACGUGUUGAAGAUGCUGGCCGUGAUCAUGCUGAUGGUCAGCUGGUUCCUGUCAGGCUGGACGGCUGGAGUGCUGGAGAACCUGGACCGGGAUGUGCCCCUGCUGGUCAUCUCCCAGACUCCCGAGGGGCUGGGCUUCAGUAUGUGUGACCUUGACCGCUGGGACUACAUGACAGCUCUGGCGGAGCUGCUGCUUCUUUGCUGGGGCAGUUUCCUGUGCUACACAGUGCGGACGGUCCCCUCUGCCUUCCACGAGCCUCGCUACAUGGGCAUCGCGAUCCACAACGAGAUGCUCAUCUCCACAGCCUUCCACCUCCUCCGGUUCAUCGUGCUGCCCUCGCUCCACCCUGACUGGAUGCUGCUGCUGGUCUUCGCUCACACCCAUGUUACCAUCACUUUCACCCUCGCCCUGCUCUUCAUCCCCAAGUUCCUGCAUGUGAGCUCUCCCCUGCGGGAGGAGACUGCAGCCGAGGUGUACGAAGACGAGCUGGACAUGCGACGCUCCGGAUCCUACCUGAACAGCAGCAUCACCUCCGAGCACAGCCUGGACCCUGACGAGCUCCGGGACGAGCUGAAGAAGCUGUACGCCCAGCUGGAGGUGCACAAGACCAAGAAGAUGAUGGCCAACAAUCCUCACCUGCAGAAGAAGCGCAGCGCCCGCGGGGGGCUCAGCCGCUCUAUCAUGAAGAGGAUCACAGAGAUCCCUGACUCCAUGAGCCGGCAGUACAGCCACGAGGACAAGGAGGGCUCCCUGGCAGGAGGAGGAGAAGGAGGGGGGAGCCACCAGGGAUCCUGCAAGAAGAAACCCUUUGAGUCCACCAGCUUCAGCAUGAAGAUGAAGGAGGAUUCCAUCAAGAACCAUGUCUUCUCCUUACGCAAGUCUCACAGCACGUAUGACCACGUCCGCGAUCACAAGGACCAGCACAACCCCCAUCACCCCCACCCCCACCGGGCCGGAGAGGGCAAGGACCCCUCCCUUCUGGACUCCCUCAUGCGCAAGAAGCUGGCCAAGAAGGCGUCUGAGAGGUCGGACCCCAAGUCGGUGGACGGCGCCCCAUUGGUGUGCAAAUCGGCCAGCACCCACAACCUCGCUGCCGACAAGAAGCCGCUGCACCCCAACAAGCCCAGCAAGCUGCAGAAGUCUCUGAGCGUCGUGGCGGGCACCAAGGAUAAGACUCAGCUCCUCAUGGGUAAGACCCACAGCUUGGAGGACAACUCCAAAGAGCGUGGUAAAAGAGAGCAGGAGGAGGAGAGAGGGAGGAUGCCUGCAAAUCAAGGUGGCUCCAAAGGCUAUCUACAGGAGCUGGAGAGCGAAGAUGGGGAAACGACCCAGUCUCUCAUGUCUGAAGACCUCAUGCAGAGGACAGCCAACACCCUGCUCAAGGAAGACUUUGACAAGGCAGGGGUCUGUCCUUGGGAGCUGGAAGACCUGACCCAGGAGAACAAGGUCCAGAAGCACAUCUCCUACACUCCCUUGAGGAGAGACGCCACGAAUGGGGAUCAUUAUAAAGAGCCGCCACCAGAGGCAGGGAUGAGACAGCAGGCACACAAGGGUGAGAUCUGCUUGUGGGAUGAUAAAACACCAGGGACCGGCAAAGGUGAUACAUGUCCUCUGGAGGGAGAGGAGCUUCCAAGCAGGAGCGAAAAGACCCAGGGAAAUGGGGGACUGGAGGAUGGGAGAGAGAGUAGUCCGGCUGUGGACGUUUUUCCCUGGGAUCCCGAUCUGCCCCAGGAAACGGAGACGGAUAAAGCCAGGGCUCUGGUGUCCUUUAGCGCCCCGGGAUCUCUAGUGGCAGGGUUCAGGAAAACAAAGGAUUCCAGAGGGUUCUCCUACAGGGGCCUGGAAAAGGGGUUCGGACUGUCCAUGAAAGGACUGGGAGGGAGAGGGAGGGAAGGCAAUGGGAAAGAAAAGGGGAAGAAAGGCACGGAGAAGCAGAGAGAGAAAAAAGACAACAUAAAAAAGAGCAAAGAGAAACCAGCUGCCAAACCCAAGCCGGGAGAGGUUUGCCGCGGGAAGUCUGGGGAGUCUGAGGAGAAUGGCUGUAAAGGAGCUGAUGCGAGUGAAGCCAUGGGCACCAGCAAAGCUGCAUCGGGAAAGGUGUGUCCCAGGGAGGCGGAGAGAUCUGAGGUCAAGGAGACUAAGGGGUCCUGCCACCCCGCUAUGGAGAAGAAAGACGACGUGCGCCCGUGGGACUUCGAGUAAGUUCCGUGCCGAGUUAAACACACAGACUUGAUGAACUAUCCUCCAGAUCCUGCCACAGCGAGUGCACAUUUACCACUGCCAGAUCUAAAGGUGCAAUUUCUCCUUCUGCAGCCAAUUUCAUGAAAGUCUCCCGUUUAACUUUAUACAUCAGUGAGGUUAACCCAGCUUGACAAAAAGACCCCAUACGGAGCACACAUACAGUAAUGAAGGUCGUUUUUACUUGUCCGAAUCAUUCCAUGGAAUUGCACCUUCUCUCCAAUUCUGUUGUAUGAUCAAAACGUCUUUUUCUUCUC